AUGGCAAAUCCAACUGACCCUGUAUUCAGAAUGGAUCCAGGUGGUAGCCCACAGGCCCUCACGGGUUCCUCCCAAGCCACCAAGUCUAAGAAAACGGAGGAUGUCGAGGUCCGGCAGUGCCCCAGUCAGUUCGUCCAGCCAACUUUAGCCGCGGGAAUAGGCCUGGCCAAUGUGCACCACAAGGAAACUCUGAGGAAUUCAGAUAUCGUGGAGAUUCCUUUUCAAGCAGCGACUCUGCAGGAUCUUCUAGCUGGAGCACUGCUAACCGCAGCCCUUUCCACGCUUCCGAGGCUGCACCUGAGUCAAGAAUACCACGUGGCUGGGAGCCAACGCCAAGGCGAUCAUGAAAGAGUUCGCCAGGCGGUACAUAACGAGAACACAGCCAAAGAAUCCUUAAAGUCUUUGAUUGAACGCGAAAAGGACGUAAGGAACGAACUACAACUCGCAAAGAAGGAGGUAGAGGAUAUGAAGCAGAGAAUAAAAUUGCUAUAUGAUGAACACAAGAAGGCAGCUACUCAAUGGCAACAACAGGAUCGACACCGUAUUGCGCAAGUUAUAUUACUUGAGAACGAGAUAAAGCAGCUCCGAGACAAGAAUCAGGAGUUAGCAGCGAAGGCAGGUGUGUCCUGGGAUGACGACUUCGUGGCUGCGCCGGAAUUCCCGUCACCAUCGAUCCCGGAAUCGUUCACAGCAAAUAGCAUCCCAUCAAUUACUUCGGCGCUAUCCGAAGAAGAAGUUAGCAAAAGCAGAUUAGACCCGGAGACCGCGGCAUACCUCCUAGAGAGACUGAAGACUACACAUGGUAUUAAGGAUAACGAGAUACAGGCUAAGCCGCCUUCUCUUGCACCUAACCCUAAGGCCACUAGUUGGACACUGAACCCGGCUAAGGCACAGGAUAAUCAACCAGUAACACCUGUGAGGCCUGUCUCAAACGCUGUCAAGGCUGAUUUGGGAGACCAAAGUCAUGCGAAUGUGGGCAGUAGUAAGGCACAGCAGGUUUCGGCUGGCCUCCGAGCCAAUGAUCAAGUAUACCACCAAAAGGCUCUAGAAUACACCCCUACGGGAAAUCGUCAAAACGCCCUCCAGCGCACCCCCCUAACGACGCAUGGCCGGGAAUCCUUUGGGAAUAUUCCCUCGAUCUCGCAGGGUUCGCCUCAAACUGCCACAGGUGUAAGCCAGAAAUCGUCGAUCAACCGGAAGAAGGAGGUAUGGGAGGCGGAUGACAUCGACGGCGCUAUCGAGCAUCUCUACGGCCUCGCCAAAGGCUACAUCGUAAAUUAUCACUCGAGGCGAGACGAUCCACCCAAGAUUGCUAACGACAUCCUGCCGGUUAAAGAGUCGAAUACUUGGCAGUAUCUAACUAAUCUCGUCUACAAGGACCCUGCUUUAAGCUCGAAGCAUCUCAAAUAUCUCCUGGGAGUUGAGGCGUAUCGACCGUACAUCGUGAUGCGUAUGAUCGUAGAUUACCUCUUUAAAAAGCUGAUCUCGCCCCAGGUCUUCUUGGGCUUCUCACCUGAGAUGGACAAACACUUGUCAGCUCUGCAGGAUAAGAUUGCUACCUUCAAUAUGCCCGGCUUUCGGACGUCGGCCAGCGCCCGCCAGAGGAUUAUAGCGGAACACUCCAGGAUCAUUUAUCACGCGCUAAAGGAUCCUAGGAUGGACAAGUUCCGCAACGAUACCAUUGAGCGCCACGCGCAGAUGCUAUCCACUAUGAUGCAGCCGCUGCGGUCUUCUUCCGCCGGCGACGACGAGGCCCUUGAGUCGUUACGCGUCGUAACGUCGGUUACGUGGGACAUCAGCACGCACAUCUGGAUCUCGGGGAUGACACUCCACUACACCUUCCCCGAAUGCGCGUCGAAGUUUUCCUACGGCACCAUGGACGCCCUCAACGGUUGCCAGUUCGCCUUCACGCCCGAGGAGCUGCAGUACUCCCAAUAUAGGGUCUGCUUCGUUAUAUUUCCGCUCCUGACCUUGCGCGACGAGAGCAAGACAGGAGAGCUCCGGUGCCAUUCCCUUCGGAAGGCCGGCGUCCUAGUCAUGAAAUAGACGGGGUUCGGAACCUCUCGUCCGGGCGCGCGAUAUGUACUUGGGCGUACAGCAACCCCUUUGGAGGGGGUUUACAACAACGAUACAGGAGUGUUCAGCUAACCAGGGCAUACAUACAUACUUCCCAUCUUCCUUUCUCACCCCCUUUAGUAUAUUUCAGCCUUGGUCAUC
Messenger RNA from Durotheca rogersii, 2217 nucleotides. RefSeq lists its product as uncharacterized. Lineage: Eukaryota; Fungi; Ascomycota; Sordariomycetes; Xylariales; Xylariaceae. The transcript is spliced from 6 exons. The coding region runs from base 1 to 2046 and encodes 681 amino acids. The record is from RefSeq and is a predicted model, not a curated record.